GGGCAAUUUAUUGAAAAGCAAAUUCAUUUCUUUAUCCUCAUAAACAUCUUAUUGAUUUGAACUUCAAUAAACUUAAUACUUGAAUUCAAAUUGAUGCUAAAUCAAGAAUAACGUGUACGUCAAAAAGAUGCGUGAAAUAAAAGGAUGAGUAAUGAGUUAAGCGAUUACAACACGUCUGCUAUACUAUCUCUUGUCAUUUUUGAUGAUUUCCCACAAUGAUAAGCGAUAAGAUUACAUUUUGAUGAUUGUUUGGUGUAAAAUCGCAUGCUUGACGAAUGUUACAAUGAUGAGUUGGUGCAACCGCAAUCGAGUAUUCAGCAGAAACAUAGGGUAAAUUGUUCAUUUUACUUGAAGAUUGGUGCAUGCCGACACGGUGAUAAAUGUUCUAGGCUUCACAUACGACCAAAUUCUAGUAAAACAAUUUUAUUGAAAAAUUUCUACCAUUUUGAUGGUAUCAUUCGACAAGAACUUUCUAAGGAAAGAGAACAACGUGAAUUUGACGAAUUUUUCCGUGAAGUUUAUUUGGAAAUUGAUGAAAAAUACGGUGAAAUUGAUGAAAUGAAUGUAUGUGAUAAUACUGGUGAACAUAUGCUUGGCAAUGUUUACAUUAAAUUCCUUCAUGAAUCUAAUGCAAGUAAUGCAAUGAAAGCCUUGAACAAUCGAUGGUUUGAUGGUAAACCUAUUCAUUGUGAGCUGUCACCGGUUUCCGAUUUCCGUGAUGCCUGCUGUCGACAAUACGAAAAUGGGGAAUGUAGUCGUGGUGGAUUUUGCAAUUUCAUGCACUUGAAAAAGGUAAGCUCGUCAUUGAAACGGAAACUGGAGAAGGAAAGCGGAAAAGCACGUCGUAAGAAAUCCGCAAAAAUGCGGAAGAUAUCAGAAUGCAGCUGUAAGAAGGUAGAUGGAUCGUUACCAAAGAAAUACCAGGACGCCUGCAGUAGUGACGAUUCAUCUUGGUCCGACUAUGGUCCAUCAUCAUCCGGAAAUCAUCGAUCAUUGACUCCAUUUGCUUUCCGAGCUGAUCGAUAUACAUCCGAUGUUAGCGAAUCAGAUUCCGAGACUGAUCCGGAAUUUGAAGCUCACAAGCAGUUACUAAGACGUCAACGAUGGGAAGAAUUGCGUGGUAAAUUUGAAAUGCAACAAAAAUGGGACGAAGAUCGCGAACGUAAUUUUGUUUUCUCAUUGCUCUGAAAUUGAUGAAGUUUAAAAUCAAGAAAGGUUUAUGGAAAUGAUUGAAAGUAAGGAAGUGUGUAUCCUAAGUGAGUUGAACCUGAGGUCACUCUUAAAUCAACGAGAUUGAUUGAAUCUGAAAUCAUCUCAGGAUUGAUGAAAUCGUUUGUACUUGGAAUCCUC
This is a messenger RNA of Loa loa (African eye worm), 1350 nucleotides long. RefSeq lists its product as hypothetical. Gene Ontology annotation, cellular component: U2AF complex; spliceosomal complex. The record is from RefSeq and is a predicted model, not a curated record. Gene Ontology annotation, molecular function: metal ion binding; pre-mRNA 3'-splice site binding. Lineage: Eukaryota; Metazoa; Nematoda; Chromadorea; Rhabditida; Onchocercidae. Gene Ontology annotation, biological process: mRNA splicing, via spliceosome. The transcript is spliced from 8 exons. The coding region runs from base 265 to 1188 and encodes 307 amino acids.